CCUCUUUAAAGCCCGGGUCCAGGAUCCCAGCAGGCGCUGCUCCUGCACCCUGCGAAGCCACCAUGGUUCUACUGGGCAGUAACUCAGCGGCUUUACUGGGAGUCAGCGUCUUCAUCGCUGCCCUGACCUACGUCACCUACAAGCUGCUCGCCGGCUACCUGCACAAAUGGCUGGAGAUGAAGCCGAUCCCGGGGGUGCCGGGGACCGUCCCCUUCAUCGGCAACGCCCUGCAGUUCAAAACCAACGCAGGAGAGUUCUUUCGUCAAAUUCAGCAAUACACCGUGGAGUUCAGCAAACUACCGCUGCUUAAACUCUGGGUCGGACCGCUGCCUUUUGUGGUUCUGUUUCACGCUGAGACUGUUGAGACGCUUCUCACCAACAGCGUCCACAUUGACAAGUCCUAUGCUUACAAGUUCCUCCACCCUUGGCUUGGAACCGGGCUACUCACUAGCACCGGCCGUAAGUGGCGCCAGCGGCGGAAGAUGUUGACCCCCACCUUCCACUUUUCCAUCCUGAGCGACUUCCUGGAGGUGAUGAAUGAGCAGGCGGAGGUCCUGGUGGAGAAGCUGGAGCAGCAGGCCGCGAAGGGUCCCUUCAACUGCUUCAGCCACAUCACCCUCUGUGCCCUGGACAUCAUCUGUGAAACUGCAAUGGGGAAGAAGAUUCACGCCCAGAGUAAUUCUGACUCGGAAUACGUCCGAAGCGUGUACAAAAUGAGCGACAUCAUCAGCCGCAGACAGAGGACUCCCUGGUUCUGGCCCGACUUCGUGUACUACUACUUCGGCGAAGGCCGGGAGCACGACAGGACCCUGAAGAUCCUCCACUCCUUCACGUACGACGUGAUAAAGGAGAAAGCGGAGGCCGCGGGCGACGCCGGGUCGGACAGCGACUCCGACGAGGGCGCGAGGAAGAGACGGGCCUUCCUGGACAUGCUCCUGAAGACCACCGACGAGCACGGCGGCCAGAUGAGCCACGAGGACAUCCAGGAGGAGGUGGACACCUUCAUGUUCCGGGGUCACGACACCACCGCGGCCGCCAUGAACUGGGCUGUGCAUCUGCUGGGCUCCCACCCGGAGGCGCAGGGCAAAGUUCAGCAGGAGCUUCAGGAGGUGUUCGGCGCGUCCGACCGCCCCGCUACCAUUGAGGACCUGAAGAAGCUCAAAUACCUGGAGUGUGUGAUCAAGGAGGCGCUGCGCCUGUUUCCCUCGGUGCCUUUCUUCGCCCGCAGCAUCUGUGAAGACUGUCAUAUCAAUGGGUUUAAGGUUCCCAAAGGCGCCAACGCCAUCGUCAUCACCUACGCUCUCCACCGGGACGCGCGGUACUUCCCGGAACCGGAGGAAUUCAGGCCAGAGCGUUUUCUGCCUGAGAACUCGGUGGGGCGGCCGCCCUACGCCUACAUCCCCUUCUCUGCCGGACUCCGCAACUGCAUCGGUCAGCGCUUCGCACUGAUGGAGGAAAAGGUGAUUUUGUCGUCCAUCCUGCGCCACUUCAGCGUUGAAGCCUGUCAGAACCGGGACGAGCUGCAGCCGGUGGGAGAACUCAUCCUCCGGCCCGAGAAGGGAAUCUGGAUCAAACUGGAGAAGAGGGCGGGGGGACCUCUGACCUCGUCAAACUAGCAUCAGCUCCUCAGCUUCCUCGGAGGCACUCAGUCUGCUGAGUCCACGCACAAGUCUUAGAAUCCAGAGUCGCUGAUAGAUUUAUCUCUUUAUUGUCAUGAACCAUGAAAUACAACUGAUAAACAGUGCAACAGAAUGUUAAUUUUUAACCUCCGUGUUGCACUUGAUUCUUCUGUGAUGAUAAUAAUUCUUGUUGUGCUUUUACAGUAGAGUACAGUAAAGUAUGAUUUCACAGCAGCACUGGUCUCUAAUUAAGGUAUCUGAUGGUGAGACUCCUGCAUGUGUUACACUGUGAAAUCAAAAACGUGAAUAAAAUAAUUACACACAGUCUCAUUGUUGGUCAAG
Molecule: messenger RNA, 1961 nt
Organism: Betta splendens (Siamese fighting fish)
Lineage: Eukaryota; Metazoa; Chordata; Actinopteri; Anabantiformes; Osphronemidae
Product: cytochrome P450 4V2
Exons: 11
Coding region: 63-1616 (517 amino acids)
Molecular function (GO): heme binding; monooxygenase activity; oxidoreductase activity, acting on paired donors, with incorporation or reduction of molecular oxygen
Source: RefSeq, a predicted model, not a curated record